AUGGUUACGCCGUACAACCCUGUAUCAAAUGGUGGAGCCGAGCGGGUGAUGCAAACCAUCAAGGACAAGUUCAAGAAGAGCCACACUGGGGAUUUUCGGACGCAGAUUGCCCAGAUACUCUUCAGUACCGGAUCACGCCCCACAAUGUCACUGGCCGUGCUCCCUCCCACAGGAGGACUAGCGGCAGCACCAGUCCCUUCGAGCGGGACACCGCCCAUGUCGAAGGCGACAAGCGUUGCCAGUGGUGCGGCGCCCGUUGGGCCGGUUUCGAGCGCGUCACCACCCACAAGGCCGGCCACUGCGGAUCCUCCGGAUGGAGCGAGGAUGUCUCAUGCAGCACCCGGCGUUGCCCCACCCGGCCCGUCAAUACCGGUGCCCAGCCCAGCCCAGGCCAGGCCAGGCCAGGCCCAGCCGGCCAAGCCAAGCCAGGCCAAGCCCAGCCAAGCCAAGCCCAGCCAAGCCAGCAGCCAAGCCAAGCCAAGCCCAGCCAAGCCAAGCCCAGCCAUGCCAAGCCGGCCAGCCAAGCCGGCCAAGCCAGCAGCCAAGCCAAGCCAGCAGCCAAGCCGGCCGGCCGGCCGGCCAGCCGGCCAGCCAGCCAGCCAAAGAACCUUAUUGAGGUCCUGA
Dermacentor andersoni is the source of this 624-nucleotide messenger RNA. The record is from RefSeq and is a predicted model, not a curated record. Lineage: Eukaryota; Metazoa; Arthropoda; Arachnida; Ixodida; Ixodidae.